Messenger RNA from Naegleria gruberi, 1405 nucleotides. RefSeq names its product mRNA deadenylase. The transcript has a single exon. Bases 221 to 1360 code for a protein of 379 amino acids. The record is from RefSeq and is a predicted model, not a curated record. NCBI's taxonomy places the organism in Eukaryota, Heterolobosea, Eutetramitea, Acrasida, Naegleriidae. Gene Ontology annotation, molecular function: 3'-5'-RNA exonuclease activity.
CACCAUAAUACCAAUAACAUGAUGAAUAACAAUAACAACCUCAAGGAAAGAAGUCAUAAAGUACAACAACAUCAAAGGAAUAACAACAACAACCAAAGGAAUAGGAAGCAACAUUUCGCGCCAUCAGCAAUUUCUCCAGAAGAAAAAAACAAAAUCACAAAACUCUUCACUACCUACCCGCUCACGUCAUGCAUGGGAAGGAAAUGGCUGUACAACCAUCAUGACGAGAAGGCAGUCAUCACUGAUGCUAAAGUGGAGGAGGAGAAUGGAAGCAAGUAGUAGUAGAGAAAAGGUUGGAUUUACAAUUUUGACGUAUAAUAUUCUAGCACAAAUGUAUGCUAAAAGAUUGGAUAUGGAACCUUUUAGUAAUAUUGAAAAUUAUGAAAUGAUUACUAGCUGGUCAUAUAGAAGGAAACGUUUGUUCCGUGAAAUUAAAAGUUAUGGAAUGGCUAAUGAUAAACAACAACAUCAGGAAAUGCCAGAAAUUAUUUGUUUUCAAGAAUGCGAUAAUUAUCAAAAGUAUUGGAGAAAGAAGAUGAAUAACAAAUUGAACAUGUAUUCUACUUACACUGAAAAGAGAGGAAAACGUAAUGGUUGUGCUACCUUUUGGAGGACUGACCGAUUUGUGGAGAUUGCUCACCUAGACUUGGAUUUGGCCAAUUUGUCUGACUUGAUAGACAAGGGAAAGGAGACUAAUUACAUGUAUGGGAGAAGGGAUACUGCCAAUCUGACAUUGUUGCAAUGUAAACUCUCAUCAAAAUACCUUCUAAUCAUCAAUAACCAUCUUGCUUGGGAUCCAGAAUAUCCACAAGUGAAACUUUCACAAAUGUUCUACAUUCUUCAACAAGCUUACAACAUGAUACAGCCAUACAACUCUUCAUCAACAGUAUCUGUGGUAUUGGCUGGAGAUUUCAACUCUUUACCUAAUAGUGAAGUUUACAACUUGAUUGUGGAAGGGCAAGCUGUGGUUCCUACAGCCAAACCAUUGUCGUUCAAUUCUGACUGCAACAUCUUUACAGAAGCAUCAGUUGUUACUAGUGGGAAGACUUCACAACAGCAUGGAAAUUCAAAGAAGGGAGUGGAACAAGUCAUGUUUAACCCAUUCGGAAAAUUCAAGUCUUGCUACCGUGAAGUGAGAGGAAAUGAACCAUCAUUCACAAACUAUAAUAAUGGUUUUUCUGGUACAUUGGAUUACAUAUUCACUGUGGACUUGGGUCAGCAACAGGAUAAAUCUGGUCAACUUGUAUGUACAAGAGUGUUGGACACAAUAACAGAGGAACAAGCUAGCGAACACAAGUGUCUACCAUCUCUUACCUUUCCAUCUGACCAUAUACCUUUGGUGGCAAGUUUGACAUGGUGAAGCUUUUUUUUCAAAUAAUUUAUUUUUCAAAUAAAUUCAAUUUUU